This is a messenger RNA of Juglans regia (Persian walnut), 778 nucleotides long. RefSeq lists its product as uncharacterized. The coding region runs from base 42 to 614 and encodes 190 amino acids. The record is from RefSeq and is a predicted model, not a curated record. Lineage: Eukaryota; Viridiplantae; Streptophyta; Magnoliopsida; Fagales; Juglandaceae. The transcript has 2 exons.
AGGAAAGCAAAGAGAAACAAGAUUACAGAAGAGCCGGGAAAAUGGAAGAUCUACUAGGAGCUGAAAGCCUGGAGCAUUCCAUGAACCUCACACCAAAAGGAGGCUCCAAAGAGGUAGAUGAUAGUGAAGAGGAAGAUGAUAAGAAGGAAAAUGAAGCUAAAGGAGGAAAAGAAAGGGCAAGUGGAUUUAUAAACCAUCCUCUCUCUAACUUGGUGUCUGGAGGGGAAGGUCAAGAAGAAAAAACAAGUGAAAAAGAUGAUGAAGAGAAGAGAGGCAUCGUGAGUGAGGAGGGUGUUGAUCAUGAUGAUAAGGGAGGUGGGUUUAUAAGCCAUCUUAUCUCCAACUUGCUCUCUUCCCAUAGUCCGAAAGCAGGGAAAGAUAGUAAACAAAAGGUGGAAGCUUUCGAAGGUGACAAUAGGGUCUCUAAAGCAGAGGAAGAUGCAGGUAGUGAUAGUAAUGGUGUAGGGCUCCAGAAAGGGAAGUCACAAGAGGAAAGUGGUGGUGGAGGUAUCAUCGAAAACCUAGUCUCCCAUUUGCCUGCUCCACUUCAAGAUGAUGUGGCUACCACGCCGGACGAGGCCUCCAUACUAAUUCACUCCAUCAUUCAUGACUGAGAAGAGCACACACCUGGCAUUGAUUUUUAGGAUUGCUCAUUUAGAAACGCUAGACUGCCAUUCGAUGUAUUUCAUCUUUCAUUUUCUUUUGUUUGUAUAAUACUUUUUUUCCCUCUCAUUUGUUAAGAUAGUCUUUUGGAGUUGCGAAAGAUCUUUUCCCUACU